Rotaria sordida is the source of this 645-nucleotide messenger RNA. Lineage: Eukaryota; Metazoa; Rotifera; Eurotatoria; Philodinida; Philodinidae. The record is from the annotation of a GenBank genome assembly.
AUGAUUACACUUCCGGAUACAUUCUAUUUUUUAACAAAUUGGGCGCCAAAUUUUCAUUGUUCUCACGCACGACGUAUUGGCGGUAGAGGUGAUGGUGGCAAAUGGGUCUGUGAUCCGUAUCGAUUGAAAUCGCGUCACGAUUGUCUAAUUUACAGUGUCGGAUCAAGUGGUGACUUUUCAUUUGAAAUCGAAAUGAAAAAAAUCAUACCUCAUUGUGAAAUUCAUGCAUUCGAUCAAAACUCAUACGUAUGUCCGCCGAAUACGUGUAGCUUUCAUAAAAUUACAUUUGGCGAUGGGAUUCAACCAUAUGGUUCGAAGAGUUGGUUAACUGUUGUUCGAGCAUUGAAUCAUACGAAUCGAUUGAUUGAUAUAUUGAAAAUUGAUAUUGAAGGUGGUGAAUAUUCAUUUUUUCCUCUUCUACUGAAUUCGAGUAAGAGUUCAUUGCCACGACAAAUUCUUAUGGAACUUCAUCCGAUAAAUGUUAGUGUUAUUCAUGACUUCUUCAAUCGAUUACGCAACAAAAAUUAUGUUAUAUUCAGCAAAGAAAAUAAUCUUCUAGGUGGUCCAUAUUUUUUCGAAUAUGCUUUUCUUAAAUUAAAUUCACGUUUUUUCAUUCAGUCACACGACAAUAUGACACGUAGAUAA